UGGGCUGUCAUGUGAAAGGCUGGAACAGUUCGACCAGGAAAUCUCAGCUUGUUGAUAGAGCUACAGUUUAACUGCCCACCAUCUGGAAGCACAUAAGUUGUAUUUAGUGUUUAGGCCUAGUAUUUAGGAAAAAAGGUUUUAAUUUGUGCGCCAUGGCUUCUCUAUUCAAGAAGAAGACAGUCGACGGUAAGUUUGUUUUCCACUGCUAGUAGGCUUGUAACAAAGUAACAAAGUUGUUUGAAUUGGUGAGAGCCAGUCCGCCACCAACGAACAUAGAUAGACCUGCCUACUGAACGAGCCAGUUCAACUGUUUUACCAGUUCACCUGAUACCAGUUUGAAAAGUGAAGAUGCAUGUUUAUGUUACGAAAUCAACAAUGACAUUGGUCAACGUGGAAUCCUCUCAAGUUAGAUUGUGUCACAGUCUGAAACUAGACAAAUACUAUUCCACUUGUCUGUUUAUCAGUGAAAGUUGCUUGUUAAGUUAAAACCGGUGUCACAAUUUAUGACCAUCGUGUAACUGGUGUGAACAGUGUAGUUGCAUUAGGCUAAGUUAGUACAUUGUUACAUUGAUUUGAUGAUGCUGCCUAGUAUGUUCAAGGGUUACUUUAACUUACCUGCUGACUGCAACAGAUGAAUUCCAUGAUGAACAGCAUCUAGCAGUGUAAGUCCUGUAAGAAAGCUUUGUUCAGGUUUAGACGGAGCUAGUGAGAGAAUAAUGUGAUCCAGAAAUACUGGUGUAGAAUUAUUGUUACUUCACUCUGUUCAGUAAAAGACAGAUGGAUAAAAAUAAGGUUUAUCACACUGUCUACUCGAUCCAUUCCCUCUACUCUCUAAAAGUUACAUAUCGGGAUAUUAUUUUUGACUAUGUCGUAUCGUUUUGACAAUAUCGCAAUAUUAUUUUUGCGCCAGUUGGCUGUACUUGCACCAAAACUCCAGUAUUUUUCCUUCAUAGCUUGUUCUCCAUCUUUCUAAAUUAGGCACCAAAGUAUCUUGAUAAUAUCAUAUGGUGAGGUCCCUGGCAAUUCCCAGCAAUGAUCAUGUCAAGAUUUCCAUUAGGCUAUGUUUGACUGUAAAACACUUCUCAGUUUUCCUGUCUCAUAGAGUAGUCAAACAUGACGCAAGGGGAAACAAAAAGUCAUCAGUCAACCCUGAAGUGUGUGUGAGUUCAGGCUGCCUGUAAAGAUAACACAGUACAUGCCAUGCAGAUUUUUGCUGCUGCUGAUACUUAGAAAAUGUAGCAAUAUGUUGAAAGGAUUGAUUUUCAGGUCUCUCUUUAAAAAUAUAUUUGUAUCUCAAUGUGCCUAACCUCGAUAUAGAAAAUAAUAGGAAGAAAUGUCUCCAUCUUAUCGUGUAUUUCCUUGAGCCAUUGGAAUACUGUGCCUAAUGCCUAUCAGUCAAAAUGUAUUGGUCUUACAGGGUCAGAAUGCAACAGAACCCUUCCAAUAUAUAAUAAAUACAUUACAUCUAAAUCACUAACUUUAUUAAACAGAAACCUAUUGUAAGUUUCUAUAUAAUCCAUUUUAAGUUUCUACCUAAUUCAAUAUUAAUAAGCUCUUCCAUGACCACGGUCUCAUUGAUGGAGAAUCAAUAUUCACUUACUGUGAUUGUGCUGUACCUUUACUCAAGGCCAGAUAGUUGAUAGGAUAUCUCAGCAUCUCUAUCCCCUCUCUCAUUCUUUCUCUCUCCUCUCUCUCUGGGCGUGGGGUGCCAAGGUUGCCCAGUGUCGAGAAGCGGUGGUAUCCCGUGGUAGGGCGUGCGGGGUGCGAUGGCGGGCAGAGAAUAGCUGGUGGAGUUUUGUAGACGAUACCCCACCCUCUUUUAGACGUUGUCGUUACGUCACCCUGUACGUAGAUACUACUCUUCGCUCUCACAAGUGGUCCAGCUCUCUCUCUCUCUCUCUCUGGAGUUUUUUGGGUGACGAGGGCACCAUUGGUACCUAUAGCAAGGAUUCUCACUAAUUUCAGUUCAUUUUUCUCAACAUGUUUUACUUUAGGGUAAUUUUGUAAGAUUAUGGGAGCCUGCUAUUCUGCAACAACAUUUAUCUGCAAAAAUGUUACUGCAGUAUUCUUUUGGGGGGGAAGUAUAUAUAUAUUUUUCACUUUCCUAAUGCAUUUUCCUCUAAAAGCUUGACAUGCUUUACAACAACACAACUUUCACUGCUGCAUGCUUCAGUUUGGACUUCCACUGCAGGAAUUACCUGAACAUUAAACAAAUGCUUUCCUAUUAUUUAAAAAAAAUGUUUUAUUUAUACCUUUCUAUAGUUUUGAGGAAAAACCUUCUUUUGAGGAAUGAUAGCUAGUUUUCUGUUGAAUAUUUAGCGUUUUGAUCCAGCAAUGAAACAGAGGGUCAAUUUAGAGGUUGUGUUAGAGGUUGUUGGUAGCGCUUCUAGUACCCUCUCCACUGUAGAGAGAAUCUCUGGGAGUCCUCUCACUCUAGUGAAGGAGUCCAGUGCAAUGGUUUAGUGUAUCAGCUGGUGGAGUGCCCUAGCGCACUAUAUGUGUCUGCGGUAACCUUAGAGCUAAUAGCAGUGUAGUGGGGGCCAUGUCCUCUACCCAAAUACAGGAGCUGGGACGGCUGGGACACAUUCACAGCAGGGUGUGUGAGAGAGAGAAUGUGUAGGACAGUAAGUGUGCCUUUGCCUACAGACAUGCCUGGUCUCAGGGACUGCUCUUCAACCAAACUCAUAAUCCACAGCAGGGUGUGUGUCUUAUAUUUGGGACUGCUGCUGAAUGACUCUUCAUGCAUGCCUUCACUUAUCCACUUAAUUUCAUGCUUGUGCCUAUAUUGUCCCUUUUGAUGUUACACUUCAAGUUUUUUUUAUCCUGCCUUAAAACGUGGAUUCUUAUUUAUUUAUUUUUGUUACAUUAUUGCUGUUGUAUGUAUGAAGUCAGGAGCCUGGUGUAUUUUUAUUGGAAACCCUUGAAACAAGACGCAUCACAUAGUUUACCCUGCCUAUAUUUCUAAAAGUAUAAAUAAUAUGGUAUUAAGGAAUGUUUUUAGUCUGGGUCUAUCUGAAGUAUGAAUUAUCUCAAUAAGAGUUCAAUCCUGAGCUCUUUUUAGUGUUGGUCCCUCUGUACAUUAAGAAAGAACCCAGUUUUAUCGUGUACAGUUGAGUCUGGUAUUUGGAGCAUAGUGUGUGUGUCGGACUGUGUUACACACGCUGUGUCAGGGUAAUGGGUAGUGUGUGAGGCAGGGAUGGCUUAGAGUCCAGGCUCAGCCCUGUGAAUGAGGAAUGUCCAGAGCUAUUGUCCCUGUCUAUCUACCCGUGUGAACAGAAUGUUACUCUGCUUCUAUAGCUUUACAGAAAGCCCAAUGCCCAGCAUAACUGUAUGUAUGUAUGUAAUAAAAAAACAGUUUGAUUCAAUAACUGUGUAUGUUCGUAGGGUAAAUGUUUUUCUAAUUUCUCUCUCUCUCUCUCUCUCUCUCUCUCUCUCUCUCUCUCUCUCUCUCUCUCUCUCUCUCUCUCUCUCUCUCUCUCUCUCUCUCUCUCUCUCUCUCUCUCUCUCUCUCUCUCUCUCUCUCUCUCAGACAUUAUAAAGGAACAGACUAAGGAGCUUCGAGGUACUCAGAGACAGAUCGCUAGAGACAGAGCUGCUCUGGAGAAACAAGAGAAACAAAUGGUGAGACCCCCUCACCCUAUGAAGUGCUGUAGGAUGGCGGCAGGUUUUAGUUUCUCAGUACAACCUUUUCCUUAGAUUAUUGCUGAUUGCAUCAAAUGUGUGUAAAUGACUGUAGGCAAAUCUGGCUCCAUCCUACCCCCUACCUCCACUCACAUCCCUUUCCUGCUCUGUCUGUCUGGCCUAAAGGAUGCUUAGCUAACGACUGGGAUAGAAAAACAGGUUUGGACAGGUAGAAUAGCUACAGGGGAAAGAGGAGGUAGAACACGUCCACACACACACACACACACACACACACACACACUGAGUCACCAUAGGGCUGUGUGAACAGCAGAAUAGAACAUUUCCCACUAUAUCAGAAGGAUGAAUGGAAGAGUGGUCUCUCUGUUGUAAACAUCACCCAGGCCAUAAUUACCUUCCCAGGGACCAGCUUUUUAUUACUCAAUAAUAUUUAUCCUAAUUAAUCUAGUUUUUAUCUUUGUUGUUGGUCUGAAAAAAAGCUAUUCUCUAAGAAGAGAAAGUGACCUAUAUUACAAUUUAGCAUAAAUGCAUUUGUGACAGACACAUUUGUGUCUGUUUACGCUUCCUCUUCUGGGGCUGCUGUAGUUGCUAUGCUGGGAGACUUAUUAUUAUUAUUAUUAGACUCUUAACACAGAGACUACUGGGGCUUUCAGCACAUUUGGAGAAUAACAUUUUUUCGUCUUCAACAAGAUAUCUAUAUUAUUCAGCAAAGUGUAUGUACUGGCAUGGAUCCAGGGAUAGCCCAUGAUUUGAAUUUAUAGCCACUUUAUUCUAUAGAACAACUUGGUUCAUUAUUCAGAUGAAAAAUAGCAUGUUUUGUCACCUCUAUCUAGCUGAAAUAUUGUCCUGGUCAAGUGAGCAUUUCAGUAAAUAUAGUACAAUGCAAUGAGGAUAAUGAAACACAGUUCAUUUCAGUAGUAAUAAUAAUUAUAGUACAUACAGUAUGAGAUACACCACAUGGAUUCGGUCAUAUGUAGCAACAUUUGAAUUUUUUUUUUUUUUUUACAUUGGAUAAAAGUAGAAACUCAGAGCUAUAAAAUUGUAUAUCAUACACUGCAGUUGAGGAACAAUGGUAAAGUAAUUAUUAUUUGAAUGUUGACAAACAUUUAACCCCACUUGUGAGAAAAUGGCCCAUAAAAGUUUUGGUACACCUACUGGAGACCUCUUCUUUGUCUUCACCCAUUCAGCAUAGUUCACACCCUCUUAAGCCUUAGCCCCACCCAUCUCUUUAAGGAUUCACAUGUGAGGCCAUGUGCUAGUCAGAGUAAAUAGGUAGUGUAGUAAACAAUCAAAGAUUUCAAGAUUAAAAGUAGUAGCAAAAAGUAGUAGUAAAAAUACACUUUAUCUAGUCCUUGGGCUAUAUCCUAAUCUGACUUUGGUGCAGGUCAUGUUGUUCUUCACAUUACCGUCUCUGGUAAACACACUAUAUCAAAUUAAAUCUACGUUUAUUUGUUACAUGCACAGGAUACAGAAAGUGUAAACGGUACAGUGAAAUGGUUACUUGCAUAGUAGUCUUGUGUUUAGAAAUGUAGCUGGCUAGCUAUCUUAACAAUGAACCAUAAUCCCAACUCAUAAUGCCAUGCACCAUGCAUGCAUUUGCAGGUAGCUAAAGCUAACCAAUGAUGUUCAAUGUUAGCUAGCUAACAAUAGGCUAUAACUAGCAAUGCAAAUGGUUUUCUGAGAUACAAAUAAUAUUACUACACAGAUCAUACACGUACUGUUAGCUAGCGAGCCAGCCAGCUAACAUUAGCUAGCUAACAGUACGCUUUAACUUGCAAUGAAAACACCUUUGUGACAAAAUUAGCUAGACUCUUACCCGUAUACAUGGAUGAACGCAUCUCCCUCUGUCAUGGAUGCCAUGGUUACCCUUAGUUUGAAGAUGUAAUCUGGAGACAGGUGUUUUAUACAGCAGCCUCCUGUGUUCUCUUUUCGACUCUCUCCACAUUUGGGAAUCAUCUCUCUGGUUCCAACUGGCAUUCCACUGAUUUCAAAACUCGCUCAUCUUCUUCCGAGACAACAACACUGUUGAUCGCUGUUUCUUCUGAUGACAGUGAUGGGGGAAGACUACAAUGUCUGGUUCAAUUAAAAUGUUUUUUCCUAAAUCAGGGAUUUCCUCAUCGUCUGAUUCAUUUGCAGAGUCGGAGAGAGUCAGCAUGGCACGAUCGUCCUCCAGAAAGUAGUCCAUCAUGACUUUUUCCCACUGAUUUUUGUCGAUAGGGCUAUUAACCUCAGGGCAGCAAUGCUACACUUAUAAAAUAAGCCGCGGUAGAAAGGAUUAUCUACACAUACUGAGCAGCUCAUGUUAUAGACAGAAGCAUGCUACAUGGCAGACCAAUCCGAACUCCUCUCCCGGCAUGUCCAGCCCAUCCAUUAUCUCAGCCAAUCAUGGCUAGCGGGAAGGUUCCUGUAUUUUUCCGUGGCUAAACCAACUAGGCUCGUAAUUUAACAAUUGUAUUCGUAUUUAAAGAUGGCAUACAAGUUUGUUAUUAAGGCACAUGAAAGUUCACAUGUUCGCGAAGGCAUUUCUGCCAAAAAAUGCUUUUUGAUUUAAAAAAAACGUUAAAAUGCCACUCCUGUGAAGUAGUGACGUGCGACAUACUCCUAGUUACUUGAAACGGGUCACAUAUAAUUGUGUCUACAGGUACAACACUACUGCUGUUGUAUUGUGUAAUCUUUGGUCGAUACAUUUAAUUAAAUAAAAAUAAGAUAAAGAAAGAAUGGCUGAUAAAUAAAUAAACAUCAAAAUGUAUGUGGAUGAUGGUUUUACUAUGUAUUAUUUGUAAGUUAUAUACAAUGUAAAUACUUCAUGGAAUUAAUGGUAAUGGGAUGUCCCUCAGGCUUUGGCAAUCAUAUACAUAUCUGACAGUAAUAUUUGCGGUUUCUCCCUCACCCAGAAUAAUUUCCAGCUUUAUGUUAUUAGUAAAUGCACAGAAGUUGGGAAUUGAUUGAGACUUUCUUGAAAAAAAGAUUAUCUUAUUUGGAAGUAUUUCUCACAGUAGAGGAAAAAGUGCAUCUGUCUCUACCUCCCCUGUCAUGCAGUGACCACAUAGACUAUCUUCUUUGGGUAACCAUGUCUUUUUGUGUCUCCCUGUUUCUAUAGCCAAUUGGUGGUCACUGAGCCUUUAUUUGGUCAGGAUCUGACUCUGUUUUGUGUCUCUGACAGAGUAGAGAUAUUCUGCCCAUUUGUAUUAUCUUUCGAGGGCCAAAUAGCAAUUUAGUUUAUUCUGUGUUUUUGUUUUGUUUUCCCAAUUUGUCAAAUAGGAGGUUUUUCAUUUCUGUAACAACUUGAUUGAUUUCCUUGUGUGUUUGGAUAAUAGGGUGUUUAGUGUUUUUAACAGCUGACAUAGGGGACUCUUAUUUUUUUCAGGGUUCAGUUCUUGGGUUUCCAGUGCUUUGAAUUGUAAGAAUGUUUUGGGGCAUAAUUUCAAAUGGUGCCAACAUUUGUUCUUUUCUUUAUAUUUACAAAUGAAGGGAAUCGUCUGAUUUCCGCUCUGCAUGUAUUAUUUGGUACUUUCUUUUGAAAAUGUAGGAUGAUUCUGCAGAAUUCUCUAUGUAGAUUUUGUAUUGGGUUUUUCUCCCAAUGCUUAUAAUCGUAAUUACAGGUUGGACCCCAAACCUCGCUUCCAUAUAGUGCAAUUGGUAAAAUUACACAAUUGAAUAUUUUGCAGAGUUAAAUGCUUUGCGGCCUUUUUCUUUAGUGCAUUCACUGCCAGACCAAAUCCACCAGAGGCACAGCUUUUUUGUCCCGGGUAGUUGUACCAUUGGGCAUGUUCAACCAUGGUAUUUCUUAAUCAGCUGCUCUGAUUCCUGGCCUUUUUCUGGAAAAUCACAACUUUGGUUUUCUGAAAGUUGAUAUUGAUUGCCCAGUUGAUGCUGUAUUCCCAAAGAAUGUAAAGUUUUUCCUGUAGACCUUGCUCUGUUGGUGACAGUAGGACAAGGUCAUCUGUGCCACUCGUCAUCCCAGCCUAGAUCACUGUUACAUAUUUCAAUGUAAUUUUGCUUUAUGGCAGAUAGCAAAUAGAAGCAUCAUUAUUCUUACAUUUUCUGUCUAUUCUAAUCAUGAAUCUGUUUAGCAGGCAGAGACAGACGGCACCUGUUUGUUUGUCUAAGGGGUAAUGUAAUGGAAAUCUGCCUACUCAGCUGUUUAGCAGAGCGCUCUACCUAAGGAGGAGACUGGAUCUGCUGAACAAUCAUCUCCUUCACUCAGCUCUUCUCCACUCUACAUAGCACUGAUCAUCCUAAUGACAGUUUAACCCGCACUACAUACUGACAGAGAGAAGGGGUGAAGGGAUGGGAGGAUUAUUCCUGUAAACAACUGUAAUAAUGAUCAUUAAUAAAUGAUUGUUUUGAGGACUGGCUCUUCAGAACAAACACAUAAACACAGACACACAGGGCUGCAGAUGCAACUGUACUGUUUCCCAGGGGACAUAGCUUUACAGCCUUGCAGUGUGUGUUCCCUCAGGCUGAGAGGCUGUUUUACCAAAGCUAAGAAAGGCUGCUAGCUCUCAGGUGUUUAGACCAUCGACAAAUCACAGUAUUUACACUGUUUAUACUCUAACAGGGCUCCCUGGGGAAACUGAUGUGUAUGUGUUGUAUAUUUGAAUGUAUAUGUAGUAAUGUACAGUAUGUGUCUAUAUGAGUGUAGUGAAGUUGGCCGUUUACAGCCGAAUGCAAAGCCAGUCAGAAGCUCCCCCUUGCUAAUCCCCCUAUUCCUCCCCUCCCCUGUAGGAGAUUGAGAUCAAGAAGAUGGCUAAGUCUGGGAACCGCGAGGCGUGUAAGAUCCUGGCCAAGCAGCUGGUACAGCUGAGGAAGCAGAAGAACAGGACAUACGCCGUCAGUUCAAAGGUCACCUCCAUGUCCACACAGACCAAGGUCAUGAACUCUCAGAUGAAGAUGGCUGGCGCCAUGUCUUCUACGGCUAAGGUAAAGAGCACCACACACAUGCGUGCAUUCACACACACACAUUUUGGAUGUUGGGCCUCCAAAAGUCAGACAUUUUUUUAUUGUAUUGUAGCUCCAAACACACACAUCUGUGUGUCUGUGUAAAUGUGGCCAAAAGCAGACUGACUAACCCAGUUAAAACAUUAAAACAGCUUCUCCAAAACAGCAGAGUUCACAGGAUUCCUCUCCUCUCUUCAUCUCUGAGUGUGUGUGAGAAUUAGUGUGUCUAUAUAUCCUGUCAUCCCCUCAGGAUGUGAAUGUUUGUCUGAUUGGGUGGAGAUUCUCAUUUCACCCUCUUCCAUCCUAUACCUGUUCACAGCUCAGAGACACAGAUCAGAUGACAUCCUUACACAUCUUAGUUGUUAUCAAUUAAGUAAUGUAUCUGGUAAUGUAUAAAGUAGCAUAUCUAAUUAGCCCAGUUAUAGGACUAUUAGCCCAUUAUGUUUAGCGCUUUGAAUGUGAACUAGUUACAGUCGGCAAGUAUUUAUUCAAGAAAUUCAGAACUAAGAACAGAAAUAGCCCCUGGUUCACCCCAGACUUGACUGCCCUUGACCAGCACAAAAACAUCCUGUGGCGUACUGCAUUAGCAUUGAACAGCCCCCGCGAUAUGCAACUUUUCAGGGAAGUCAGCAACCAAUAUACACAAUCAGUUAGGAAAGCAAAGGCUAGCUUUUUCAAACGGAAAUGUGCAUCCUGUAGCACUAACUCCAAAAAGUUUUGGGACACUAUAAAGUCCAUGGAGAAUAAGAGCGCCUCCUCCCAGCUGCCCACUGUCACCACCGAUAAAACUACGAUAAUCGAGAAUUUCAACAAGCAUUUUGCUACGGCUGGCCAUGCUUUCCACCUGGCUACCCCUACCCCCGGCCUCCAGCUCUGCACCCUCCGCUGCAACUUGCCCAUGCCCCCCCCCCACGCUUCUCCUUCACCUAAAUUCAGAUAGCUGAUGUUCUGAAAGAGCUGCAAAAUAUGGACCCCUACAAAUCAGCUGGGCUAGACAAUCUGGACCCUUUCUUUCUAAAAUUAGCUGCCGAAAUUGUCGCAACCCCUAUUACUAGCCUGUUCAACCUCUCUUUCGUGUCGUCUGAGAUUGGAAAGCUGCCACGGUCAUCCCCCUCUUCAAAGGGGGUGACACUCUGGAUCCAAACUGUUACAGACCUAUAUCCAUCCUGCCCUGCCUUUCGAAAGUAUUUGAAAGCCAAGUUAACAGAUCACCGACCAUUUCGAAUCCCACCGUACCUUCUCCGCUAUGCAAUCUGGUUUCCGAGCUGGUCAUGGGUGCACCUCAGCUACGCUCAAGGUCCUAAAUUAUAUUAUAACCGCGAUUGAUAAAAGACAGUACUGUGCAGCCGUCUUCAUCGACCUGGCAAAGGCUUUCGACUCUGUCAAUCACCGCAUUCUUAUUGGCAGGCUAAAUAGCCUUGGUUUCUCAAAUGACUGCCUCGCCUGGUUCACCAACUACUUCGCAGAUGGAGUUCAAUGUGUCAAAACGGAGGGCCUGUUGUCUGGACCUCUGGCAGUCUCUAUGGGGUGCCACAGGGUUCAAUUCUCGGGCCGACUCUAUUCUCUGUGUAUAUCAAUGAUGUCGCUCUUGCUGCUGGUGACUCUUAGAUCCACCUCUACGCAGACGACACCAUUUUGUAUACAUCUGGCCCUUCAUUGGACACUGUGUUAACAAACCUCCAAACGAGCUUCAAUGCCAUAAACACUCCUUCCGUAGCCUCCAAUUGCUCUUAAACGCUAGUAAAACUAAAUGCAUGCUCUUCAAUCGAACGCUGCUUGCACCCGCCCGCCCGCCCGACUAGAAUCACUACUCUCGGCGGGUCUGACUUAGAAUAUGUGGACAACUACAAAUACCUAGGUGUCUGGUUAGACUGUAAACUCUCCUUCCAGACUCACAUUAAGCAUCUCCAAUCCAAAGUUAAAUCUAGAAUCUGCAUCUUAUUUCGCAACAAAGCCUCCUUCACUCAUGCUGCCCUCGUAAAACGGACUAUCCUACCGAUCCUUGACUUCGGCGAUGGCAUAUACAAAAUAGCCUCCAACACUCUACUCAGCAAAUUGGAUGUAGUCUAUCACAGUGCCAUCCGUUUUGUCACCAAAGUCCCAUAUACUACCCACCAUUGUGUCCUGUAUGCUCUCGUUGGCUGGCCCUCACUACAUAUUCGUCGCCAAACCCAGUGGCUCCAGGUCAUCUAUAAAUCACUGCUAGGCAAAUCCCCGCCUUAUCUUAGCUCAUUGGUCACCAUAGCAACACCCACCCGUAGUAUGCGUUCCAGCAGGUAUAUCUCACUGGUCAUCACCAAAGCCAACACCUCCUUUGGCCGCCAUUCCUUCCAGUUCUCUGCUGCCAAUGACAGGAAAGAACUGAAAAAUCUCUGAAGCUGGAGACUCUUAUCUCCCUCACUAACUUUAAGCAUCAGUUGUCAGAGCAGCUUACUGAUCACUGCACCUGUACACAGGCCAUCUGUAAUUAGCCCACCCAACUACCUCAUCCCCAUAUUGUUAUUUAUUUGGCUCAUUUGCACCCCAGUAUCUCUAUUUGCACAUCAUCUUCUGCACAUCUAUCACUCCAUUGUUAAUACUAAAUUGUAAUUAUUUUGCACUAUGGCCUAUUUAUUGCCUUACCUCCAUAACUUACUAAAUUUGCACACACUGUAUAUAGAUGUUCUAUUUUUCUAUUGUGUUGUUGACUGUACGUUUUUGUUUAUCCCAUAUGUAACUCUGUGUUGUUGUUGUUUUUUUAUCGCACUGCUUUGCUUUAUCUUGGCCAGGUCGCAGUUGUAAAUGAGAACUUGUUCUCAACUGGCCUACCUGGUUAAAUAAAGGUGAAAAAAAAUAUAUAUAUAUAUAUUCAUGUAUUAAUGAUCAAUCUGUUUCUAAUCAGAGCAUUGUCUCUGUGUGUGGUAGUUAAUUAGUCAUGAUCGGGAUGUCUGAUUGGCUGGUAGGAAACAGAGAGAGGUCUAAUUCUGUGAGACCUAUCUGUAACAGAAAAAUGUAUGUGUUUAGGGAGGACCACUCCUUUGUUUGUUACCAGGCUGAGGUGGCAGAGAGUAGCUGAAUGUGUGCAUUGUGUACCUACCCCACGAUGACUCCUGCUACUCUGGGAUAAGGCUUCAGUCUGGAGGGAAAACAUUAAAGUCUCCCCAAAACAAUGGGUCUGCAGAGAGACCCACUAACAACAGGGACACACUUGAAAAAAGUUUGAGAGCAAUAUACAAAUGACAUCUAAUUAGAUGUGGCGUGUGCUGCUCAUUUGGCUGUUUUUGGCUCCGGCGUGAAACUAGGCCAUGGCUGAUAACACACAGGAAGAAGAGGCAGAAUCCCUCUGCGUGUUGAUGAUGCGCAUACAUGCUCUGGGAGUUGUGUAUUGUGUCUGUGUAAUAUAACAGUUUUGGUGGUGUAAGUCUUGUGUGUCUGUAUGUUUGUCCAGACGAUGCAGGCGGUGAACAAGAAGAUGGAUCCUCAGAAGACCCUCCAGACCAUGCAGGACUUCCAGAAGGAGAACAUGAAGAUGGGCAUGACAGAGGACAUGAGUAAGACCUGCUGUCAUUGGCUCCCUAGCCUAAAAGUUUAACAUUUAAAAGAUGCACAAUAGUAACGGACCAAAAAAAACUGUCAAAGUCCGAACCAAAAAGCCCAUACAGAUCAAUGUGUUAGCCUAGUGGUUCAAUGACCUGUUAACUUGCAGCUUUUAACGGUAAACUGACUAGUACCUCUGUUUGUCUAUCUGCCUCUCUUUUUCUCUGUCUGCCCCCUUUCCCCCUCUACCCCUCUCUCUCUCUCCCUCCCUCCCUUGCUCCCUCCAGUCAACAAUACAUUAGAUGAGAUAUUUGAGGAGUCAGGAGACGAGGAAGAAUCUCAGGACAUUGUGAACCAGGUUCUGGACGAGAUCGGCAUUGAGAUCUCUGGAAAGGUAAGACAUACUGCCCUAUGCCAUUCCCAAGUCACUUCUCCCUAUAAGCAGUCCUCUGGAAAGGUAAGACAUAGUCCUGUACCAUCUCAAAGCCCCCCCCCCCCCGAUCUGGAUGCUUUGAGGUGUAACAGACAUAUAGACAGACAAUAGGAGGAGAGCGGGAUAGCCCUUAGCCUGCCUGUCUUAAUGGGAAGAUAGCCUGUAGACCAGUGUUUCCCAACUCCAGUCCUCGAGUAUCCAACAGUAGGGCCGGGACGAUACCAGUAUUACGAUACUCGUUAGUAUCGUGGCAAGGAAACAAAACACAAAGUGGAUUUAACUUCUUUAGGAAAACAGCCCUAAUGUUGGAAACAUUAUGUUGUCAUCCAGAGUCACAUUUAUUUAUUUUCCAACCUAAAGCAGACAAUAUUUUACAUACAGCAGGUUUUUAAAGGACCAAAGAGUUCUGUCUGCCUCGUGUUUUCAUUUUUGUCAUGUAAAAAAUAUUGCGAUACUGGUAUCGUCAUAGCCCUACCCAACAGCACACAUUUUUUUUGUAGCCCCGGACAAACUCACCUGAUUCAACUUAUUGAGGGCUUGAUGUUUAGUUGACAAGUUGAAUCAAGUGUGUUUGUCCGGAGCUACAACAACAAUGUGUGCAGUUGGGGGUACUGGAAGACUGGAGUUGGGAAACACUGCUGUAGACUGUGCCUGUCGCCUGCCUGCCUGUCUUUAUGGGAAGAUUGCGUGAAGGCCCCUAGUGGGUUUGUGGGGGAACUGCAGUGGGGUUGCCAAAAUUCAAAUAAAAAUACAUGUGUGUUUUUGUGUGUGUGUGUGUGUGUGUGUGUGUGUGUGUGUGUGUGUGUGUGUGUGUGUGUGUGUAUGUAUGUAUGAGUACAGAUUAUUGUAUGGGACAAUAUACAAACGGUUUUGAGAAAGAUUUGAAAAACAUUUUGAGUAGAUGUAUUUAUUGGUUUAUAUUAAUUUAGAUAAGAGAUGAAUGCAAUGAAUUAAAGGUUAGUUGUUGAUGUAAAAAUCUAAAUGUACAGAUUUUAAGGUUGUGUCAUUAGAUUUGGUUGAGGUAGCGAGAAAUUCAUGGGGGGAAAAAAUGGGGUCCCCGCUGAAAAAGUUUGAAUACCACUGCUGUAGACUGCCUGUAGCCUGCCUGUCUUUAUUGGAUGACAGCCAGUUACUGUAGCCUGCCUGUCUUUAUGGGAUGACAGUCUGUAGUCUGUGCAUGUAGCCUGCCUGUCUUUUAUGGGAUGAUGGCCUAUACCAGGGGUGUCAAACUCAUUCCACUGAGGGCCGAGUGUCUGCAGGUUUUUUUUUUUUUCUUUCAAUUAAGACCUAGACAACCAGGUGAGGGGAGUUUCUUACUAAUUAGUGACCUUAAUUCAUCCAUCAAGUACAAGGGUGGAGCGAAAACCUGCAGACACUCGGCCCUCCGUGGAAUGAGUUUGACACGUGCUGUAGACUGUGCCUGUAGACUACCUGUGUGGUGAUAAAUGAGAGGCAGUUACAGUGACUGUCGAUCUGGCAGAGAACCCACUCCCCCUGGGGGACAGCAUGUGUUACUAUACCACUGCUCUCUAUGCAGAAGGGCUACUGUGUGUUGUAAGCCCAGUGCCAGUGUUAACCUGUUGUAAUGUGUGUCGUAAGCCCAGUGCCAGUGUUAACCUGUUGUAAUGUGUGUUGUAAGCCCAGUGCCAGUGUUAA
Molecule: messenger RNA, 14185 nt
Organism: Coregonus sp. 'balchen'
Lineage: Eukaryota; Metazoa; Chordata; Actinopteri; Salmoniformes; Salmonidae
Source: the annotation of a GenBank genome assembly